This is a messenger RNA of Anopheles nili, 2532 nucleotides long. RefSeq names its product polyubiquitin-C. Lineage: Eukaryota; Metazoa; Arthropoda; Insecta; Diptera; Culicidae. The transcript is spliced from 2 exons. The coding region runs from base 139 to 2424 and encodes 761 amino acids. Gene Ontology annotation, biological process: modification-dependent protein catabolic process; protein ubiquitination. Gene Ontology annotation, cellular component: nucleus; cytoplasm. The record is from RefSeq and is a predicted model, not a curated record. Gene Ontology annotation, molecular function: protein tag activity; ubiquitin protein ligase binding.
UACCUGCGAGAAGCAUAGAAGUGAAAAGUAAAAUCUCCCGAGCGCUUAAAACGAUUAAAAAAUAAUUGCUGUGAAUUUCAUCAUCUUAAGUUGAGUGAAAAAAUUGAACUACUAGUGGAGUGUUGAAAAACGAGAAGUAUGCAGAUCUUCGUGAAGACUCUGACUGGCAAGACCAUCACUCUGGAGGUCGAGCCUUCGGAUACUAUCGAGAAUGUGAAAGCUAAGAUCCAGGACAAGGAAGGCAUUCCCCCAGAUCAGCAGCGUUUGAUCUUCGCUGGCAAGCAGCUUGAGGACGGACGCACCUUGUCCGACUACAACAUCCAGAAGGAGUCGACCUUGCACUUGGUCCUUCGUCUGCGUGGUGGUAUGCAGAUCUUCGUGAAGACCUUGACUGGCAAGACCAUCACUCUGGAAGUCGAGCCUUCGGACACCAUUGAGAAUGUUAAGGCUAAGAUCCAGGACAAGGAAGGCAUUCCCCCAGAUCAGCAGCGUUUGAUCUUCGCUGGCAAGCAGCUUGAGGACGGACGCACCUUGUCCGACUACAACAUCCAGAAGGAGUCGACCUUGCACUUGGUCCUUCGUCUGCGUGGUGGUAUGCAGAUCUUCGUAAAGACCUUGACUGGCAAGACCAUCACCCUGGAAGUCGAGCCUUCGGACACCAUUGAGAAUGUGAAGGCUAAGAUCCAGGACAAGGAAGGCAUUCCCCCAGAUCAGCAGCGUUUGAUCUUCGCUGGCAAGCAGCUUGAGGACGGACGCACCUUGUCCGACUACAACAUCCAGAAGGAGUCGACCUUGCACUUGGUCCUUCGUCUGCGUGGUGGUAUGCAGAUCUUCGUGAAGACCUUGACUGGCAAGACCAUCACUCUGGAAGUCGAGCCUUCGGACACCAUUGAGAAUGUGAAGGCUAAGAUCCAGGACAAGGAAGGCAUUCCCCCAGAUCAGCAGCGUUUGAUCUUCGCUGGCAAGCAGCUUGAGGACGGACGCACCCUGUCCGACUACAACAUUCAGAAGGAGUCGACCUUGCACUUGGUCCUUCGUCUGCGUGGUGGUAUGCAGAUCUUCGUGAAGACCUUGACUGGCAAGACCAUCACCCUGGAAGUCGAGCCUUCGGACACCAUUGAGAAUGUGAAGGCUAAGAUCCAGGACAAGGAAGGCAUUCCUCCAGAUCAGCAGCGUUUGAUCUUCGCUGGCAAGCAGCUUGAGGACGGACGCACCUUGUCCGACUACAACAUCCAGAAGGAGUCGACCUUGCAUUUGGUCCUUCGUCUGCGUGGUGGUAUGCAGAUCUUCGUGAAGACCUUGACUGGCAAGACCAUCACCCUGGAAGUCGAGCCUUCGGACACCAUUGAGAAUGUGAAGGCUAAGAUCCAGGACAAGGAAGGCAUUCCCCCAGAUCAGCAGCGUUUGAUCUUCGCUGGCAAGCAGCUUGAGGACGGACGCACCCUGUCCGACUACAACAUUCAGAAGGAGUCGACCUUGCACUUGGUCCUUCGUCUGCGUGGUGGUAUGCAGAUCUUCGUGAAGACCUUGACUGGCAAGACCAUCACCCUGGAAGUCGAGCCUUCGGACACCAUUGAGAAUGUGAAGGCUAAGAUCCAGGACAAGGAAGGCAUUCCUCCAGAUCAGCAGCGUUUGAUCUUCGCUGGCAAGCAGCUUGAGGACGGACGCACCCUGUCCGACUACAACAUUCAGAAGGAGUCGACCUUGCACUUGGUCCUUCGUCUGCGUGGUGGUAUGCAGAUCUUCGUAAAGACCUUGACUGGCAAGACCAUCACCCUGGAAGUCGAGCCUUCGGACACCAUUGAGAAUGUGAAGGCUAAGAUCCAGGACAAGGAAGGCAUUCCCCCAGAUCAGCAGCGUUUGAUCUUCGCUGGCAAGCAGCUUGAGGACGGACGCACCCUGUCCGACUACAACAUUCAGAAGGAGUCGACCUUGCACUUGGUCCUUCGUCUGCGUGGUGGUAUGCAGAUCUUCGUGAAGACCUUGACUGGCAAGACCAUCACCCUGGAAGUCGAGCCUUCGGACACCAUUGAGAAUGUGAAGGCUAAGAUCCAGGACAAGGAAGGCAUUCCCCCAGAUCAGCAGCGUUUGAUCUUCGCUGGCAAGCAGCUUGAGGACGGACGCACCCUGUCCGACUACAACAUUCAGAAGGAGUCGACCUUGCACUUGGUCCUUCGUCUGCGUGGUGGUAUGCAGAUCUUCGUGAAGACCUUGACUGGCAAGACCAUCACUCUGGAAGUGGAGCCUUCGGACACCAUUGAGAAUGUGAAGGCUAAGAUCCAGGACAAGGAAGGCAUUCCCCCAGAUCAGCAGCGUUUGAUCUUCGCUGGCAAGCAGCUUGAGGACGGACGCACCCUGUCCGACUACAACAUCCAGAAGGAGUCGACGUUGCACUUGGUCCUUCGUCUCCGUGGUGGAAACUGAAUCAAUAAAUGACACAGCAUGUUCUUUUAGAGUAUCUAAAUUAUAGUUAGCUGUCUUUGGACAGUUCGAAACAAAUUUCAGAUAUAAUAAAAGAAUGCAUGAAUUAGA